Messenger RNA from Setaria italica (foxtail millet), 1778 nucleotides. RefSeq names its product ribosomal RNA small subunit methyltransferase H. Lineage: Eukaryota; Viridiplantae; Streptophyta; Magnoliopsida; Poales; Poaceae. The record is from RefSeq and is a predicted model, not a curated record. Gene Ontology annotation, molecular function: rRNA (cytosine-N4-)-methyltransferase activity. Bases 70 to 1407 code for a protein of 445 amino acids. Gene Ontology annotation, biological process: rRNA base methylation. The transcript is spliced from 5 exons.
GUGGCACUGGCUCGCUCCCCGCGUGUUUUAUCCACGCCUCGCGCCGUGCUCGCGUCGGCCACGGCGGCGAUGGCAGCGGCCCGGCGCCUCUUCUCUUUCCACCACCUCGCCCUCCACCCCCGCGCGCCCGCGCGCCCUCUCGCCGCCGCCGUUGCCGUCGCGGUUCCGCAUCGCCGCGGCAAGCAUGACGCAGUCACCUGCAAGGCCACCGGGAAGACCAAGGCCAAGUCCAAGGCGAAGGCGGGUGGUAAGGGCGGCGAGCGGCUGCAGCGGCGGCCGCUGGAGGAGCACCUCAAGCGGCGCACGCGCUCCGCGGCCGCCUUCGAUGCCGACCUCUACGGCCGCCACGGCCACGCGCACCACGUCCCCGUGUUGCUCGGCGAGGUCCUCGCCGCCUUCCGCCGGCCCCGCUCGCUCCGCUCCUUCGUCGACUGCACCGUCGGCGCCGCCGGGCACUCCCUCGCCAUGAUGGAGGCACACCCGGAGAUGGAGCUGUACGUUGGCAUGGACAUCGACCCCACUGCCCUGGAGAUCGGUCGUGGGCACAUUGAGACCUUCCUUGCUGGUAGGGAAGGAAAUGGAGCUGAAGAUAGUUCCUUGCAGGGAACGCUGCGUGCCUACACUCACGUCAAGAACUUCAAGUACAUCAAGCAAGUUCUUGGUAGUGUUGACGAGAGCCUAGCUGUUGGAUCGUCUGGAGUUGAUGGCAUCCUCAUUGACCUUGGCAUGUCAUCCAUGCAGGUAAACAGAUCAAACAGAGGAUUCAGUAUCCUCCAGGAUGGCCCUCUCGAUAUGCGCAUGGACCCUAAGGCAACUUUAAGAGCAGAGGAUAUCUUGAAUUCUUGGCCGGAGCUUGAAGUUGGACGUAUCCUGCGUGAUUAUGGGGAGGAAAGCAAUUGGCAAUUCCUUCAGAAGCAAAUUGUUAAAGCCCGGGAAAUGGGUGGUCUGCACUCUACUGGGGACCUUGUCAAACUAAUCCAGAGAAAAUGUAACGUCUCAAAAGGACGGCAGGGCUGGAUUAAGACUGCAACAAGAGUGUUUCAGGCCCUCAGGAUUGCAGUUAAUGAUGAACUCCGGGUUCUGGAAGAUUCACUCCAUUCAAGCUUUGACUGCCUAGCGACAGGUGGCCGUCUUGCUGUAAUCUCGUUCCACAGCCUGGAGGACAGAAUUGUGAAGAAGACCUUCUUGGAGCUCAUCCAUGGGGGUGAAGCUGAUGAUGAAGAGGAUGAUGAAGACGACCUGGCACUCCCUGACAUCGAUGAUGAAGAUGAACCAUGGUUUAACCAGAGACUGCAAGGAAGGAACGGGAUCGUCCUCACGAAAAGACCAAUAACCCCUUCUCAAGAGGAGGAAAAACUAAAUCAGAGGUGCAGAAGUGCGAAGCUCAGAGUUAUCCAGAAGGCCUGAAUAAUUUCGAGCAUUGCUGUGGAUAUCGGCUCACGAAUUGUUAUAGCCAGAGCACACGUGAAAUGAGAUCGUGACUUACGUACACUGGCAACCGCGCUCCAGAUCACCAGAAAAAAAUACCUCAACCGGAGAAAAUGGCAGCGUUUUUCCUCCGCACGAAACCUAGAGGCUUAGGUUAGUUGAAAAAUCUCACUGUAUCUGCAUCAGUUCCUGAACUUCACCCAUGGAUACCAUCAGCACAUGUACUCUGUAAGACCAUUACCUUGCAAGAUACAAUAGUCCCCUUCACUUCCUUGCUCAUCAUCCAUCUGGGCUCUGGCUGUUCAUGAUUAACUGAUUCAACUCGCAUAUAUCAUUUUUUUAUAUUUUAA